CCUUUGACCAAGUAUAGCUUGACAGUAGUCAUGUCUACCUUGUUGCAACGGAUAAGAACUCGGUCAGCGAACCAUUCAGAAGCAGCCAAGCCUCCAUUCAAGAGUGAAGUUGGAAAGGAACAGGACCAGGCGCAGGUAGUGCAUGAUAUGCAAAUGGAAGCUACGCAGCAAGCAAAGUUGUUCGAUGCUCAGAUACACAAGCUAAAGAAGGAACGUCGGUUCUUCGCCAAAGCUCGUUUCCUGUUUCCUCUCGGAAUCCUACUUGGGAUACUAUUGGGCUUCAUCCUUAUCCAGCCUUCGGACUUGCAAGAUAUUCACAGCAACCUACUUCUCAUCAUGGAAGAGUACGACAUCUCGCUGAGAAUACCGGAUAUUGAUUUAUCGCGCGUCGAAUUAGAAUGGAGACGUUUUCGGAACAAUAUCCCAGAGGUUUGGAAGCUGAACAAUGAUGGACGCGAGUUUAAGGUUGGGGAGGCGAUGAAGGCGCGAGGCUUGACGGCGCACUAUCCUAUUGUGCUUGUUCCUGGUAUCGUAUCUACCGGUUUGGAAUCUUGGUCUACUUCGCCCGAGCAUCGACCUUUCUUCCGCGAAAAACUCUGGGGAGGCUUCAAUAUGGUUUCACAAGUGAUUUUCAAUCGUGAAAAGUGGAUUUCAGCGAUGAUGCUUGAUCCUGUCACUGGUCUCGAUCCUCCAGGUGUCAAAAUUCGAGCUGUAGAAGGAGUAGGUGCCGCAAGUAGCUUCAUGACCGGUUAUUGGCUUUGGUCCAAGAUCGUGGAGAAUCUUGCUGUAGUAAACUAUGACACGAACAAUCUUCACUUAGCUCCAUAUGACUGGAGACUCUCCAUGUGGAAUCUCGAAGAACGAGACGGGUACUUCUCGAAGUUGAAAGCUACAAUAGAAGGAUUCAAGAAACGACAAGGCAAGAAGACCAUCAUUGCUGCGCAUUCAAUGGGUAGCACAUCUCCCGAACACGGGGGAGGUGGAUCACAUUGGGUAGAGAAUCACAUUGAGUCCUAUAUUUCCAUCGCAGGGACGCAUCUCGCAAAAGCUAUGGCUGCUUUCUUGUCUGGUGAGAUGAAGGACACGGUGCAGAUGAAUCCUGCUGGCGCAUAUGUGCUCGAGCGCUUUUUCUCGCGAAAAGAACGACAGAAGCUAUUCUGUAGUUGGGCCGGUAGCGCCAGCAUGUGGAUUAAGGGAGGAGCGAGUGUUUGGGGCGAUGCCGACUGGGCACCUGAUGACGAGCCCGAAUCAUCACAUACACAUGGUGAACUAAUUGCGUUCAGACAAGCAGCUGUGCCACUUUCUGCGCAUGACAUCACCCAGCCAACAAGAAAUAUGACGGCUGAUGACGCAAGCACAUGGAUUUUGGAGCGUACUCCGUCAACAUUCCAGCGGAAUGAACAGGUGCUCAGGAAGAAUGCUCUAGAUCCAAGGAAAUGGUCAAAUCCCUUGGAAGUGCAGCUGCCAAAUGCGCCUUCUAUGAAGAUGAUCUGUGUUUACGGACAUGGAAAAGAGACUGAAAGAUCAUACUGGUAUGCUCACGGACCACAUGAUCACGAGGAAUCGUUUGUAGAGCCUACCGACAAAUGCAAACAUACACCACGCCCACCACUGGAUUCGUCAUUUUCGAGGGCGAACUGGAUAGAUGCUGAUUACACGCAAGAGACCACGACGCCCAAGAUGGGUGAAGGGGAUGGUACCGUCAGCCUAUUGAGCCUAGGAGCAAUGUGCGUAGAAGGCUGGCAGAGACCAAGAUGGAAUCCAGGAGGAAUCAAAGUUACUACUGUUGAACUUCCUCAUCAACCCGCGCCUAACAUCCCUCGGGGUGGAGCGAAUACGUCAGAUCAUGUUGACAUCCUUGGGUCGACAGGUCUGAAUGAACUCAUCCUGAAAGUUGCCACUGGUGUUGGUCAUGAGGUUGAGGAUCGCUUUGUCUCUCGUAUUAGGGAGUUUGCUCAGCGAGUGCGGUGGGAUUGAACACCGAGUGUUUUGUACCUUACUAUUUUUGUACAUAAUUUCACGUCGUCUAUUUCGACGAUAGGAAACGUCCGAAGGUAAUCGGAGCGCUUGUAUGAUAUAUGAGGCUAUGAUA
Messenger RNA from Suillus fuscotomentosus, 2092 nucleotides. Its product is annotated as Lecithin:cholesterol acyltransferase-domain-containing protein. NCBI's taxonomy places the organism in Eukaryota, Fungi, Basidiomycota, Agaricomycetes, Boletales, Suillaceae. Gene Ontology annotation, molecular function: phospholipid:diacylglycerol acyltransferase activity. The record is from RefSeq and is a predicted model, not a curated record. The coding region runs from base 31 to 1977 and encodes 648 amino acids. Gene Ontology annotation, cellular component: cytoplasm; perinuclear endoplasmic reticulum. The transcript has 18 exons. Gene Ontology annotation, biological process: triglyceride biosynthetic process; lipid storage.